AACUUUUUUUGGGGAAGGAGACGGCUGCACGCCCGCGGUCUCUUGUGCUGUGCUAACGACCGUUGGAAUCCUCUUUCCGGCUCUUGGAACGCUCGGCUCUGAGAGGCUCCAGGUUUCUCCGCCAGAGCUCCUGUCGCUCUGUCACUUGCGCUGUGUUCCUCUCUAGUCACGGGAGCGUUGGGGAAGACAGUUGGAAGCUCAGACAUGGACUCCGUGGCCUUUGAGGAUGUGGCUGUGAACUUCACCCCAGAAGAGUGGGCUUUGCUGGAUCCUUCCGAAAAGAAUCUCUACCGAGAAGUGAUGCAAGAAACCUUGAGGAACCUGGCCUCUAUAGAGGUCUUAUGGAAGAGAGACUCUUUGAAAAUGAAGGUCAUCAGCAUGGAGAAAUUUUGACCCAGGUUCUGGAUGACAUGCUGAAGAAGAAAACUGGAGUAGAAUCAUGUGAAAGGAAUGUGUGUGAGGUCAGCAUGGGUCAUUUAUCCCUUAAUAAGCACACCAGAGCUGACACUGGACACAAGCCAUAUGAGUAUCAGGAAUAUGGACAGAAGCCAUAUAAAUGUACAUACUGUAAGAAAGCCUUCAGCUGUCUCCCCUACUUUCGCAGACAUGUAGUUGCACACACUGGAGAAAAACCCUAUGAAUGUAAGGAUUCUGGGAAGGCCUUUAGUUUUUCCAUUUCUUUUCAUAGACAUAAAAGAGCUCACUCUGGAGGGAACCCCUAUGAAUGUAAACAAUCUGGAAAACCCUUUGGAUGCGCCUCAGAACUUCAAAUGCAUGCAAGGACUCACAGCGUAGAGACACUUUACAAAUAUAAGAAAUGUGAAAAAGCAUUUAAUAACUUAUCUUCCUUUCAAAUACAUGAAGGAAUGCACAGAGGAGGGAAGUAUGCCUGUAAGCGUUCUGGGAAGACAUACCGUUUUUCUGGUUUCUAUCAUAGACAUAAAAUGCCUCAUGCUGGCAGGAAGUUUUAUGGAUGUAAGAAAUGUGGGAAGGCCUUUAUUAGUUUCUGUGCCUUUCGAAACCAUCAGAGGACUUACACUAAAGAGAAACCCUAUGCAUGUAAACAAUGUGGGAAAGCCUAUAUUUCUUACACUUCUUUUCGAUAUCAUCAGUUGACUCACACUGGAGCGAAACGCUAUGAGUGUAAGCAGCGUGGCAAAGGCUUCAAUUUGCCCAAUUCCAUUCAAUAUCAUGAAAUGACUCACACUGGAGAGAAACCCUAUGAAUGUAAGCAAUGUGAGAAAGCUUUCAGAUGUGCCUCAAGCCUCCAAAUACAUGGAAGGACUCACACUGGGGAGAAACUGUAUGAAUGUAAACAGUGUGGUAAAGUCUAUCGUUAUUGGAGCGGCCUUCGGGUACAUGAACUAACUCAUAUUGGAAAAAAGCCUUAUGAAUGUAAGGAAUGUGGGAAAUCAUACUAUAGUUCUGGUUCCUUUCUAAAUCAUAAAAGGAUCCACACUAGGGAGAAGCCUUAUAAAUGCAAGGAAUGUGGGAAAGCAUUUGGUAAUCCCAUAUCCUUUCAAAAACAUGAAGGGAGUCACAGAAAAGGGAAGCCUUAUGAAUGUAAGGAAUGUGGGAAGGUAUUCAGUUUUUCCAGUUCCCUUCGGAGACAUGAAAGGACACACACUGAAAAACUCUAUGAAUGUAAACAACGUGGGAAAGGAUUUUUUCGUAGAAGCUGUCUUAGACACAUGAAGAUACACGCUGGAGAGAUACUUCAUAAACGUAAGAUACAUGGAAAAGUCUUUCAUUCUCCUAGUUCAUUUCAAACAUGUGAAAUAUCUCACACUAGAGAAAAACGCUAUAAAUGCAAGCAAUGUGGAAAGCCCUUCAUUUAUUUCAAUGCCUUUCAACGUCAUCAAAGGAGCCACACUGGAGAGAACCCCUAUGAGUGUAAGCAAUGUGGGAAAGCCUAUAUUUCUUCCACUGCUUUUCAAUAUCAUGAAUUGAGUCACACUGGAGCAAAAUGCUAUAAGUGUAAGCAAUGUGGCAAAGGCUUCAGUUUGCCCAGUUCCAUUCGAUAUCAUGAAAUGACUCACACUGGAGAGAAACCCUAUGAAUGUAAGCAAUGUGGGAGAGCUUUCAGAUCUGCCUCACACCUACGAACACAUGGAAGGACUCACACUGGGGAGAAACCCUAUGAAUGUAAACAGUAUGAUAAAGUCUAUCGUUACUGGAGUGGCCUUCGAAUGCAUGAACUAACUCGUAUUGGAAAAAAGCCUUAUGAAUUUAAGGACCAUGGGAAAUCAUUCUAUAGUUCCAAUUUCUUUCUAAAUCAUAAAAGGGUCCACACUAGAGUGAAGAUAUAUGAAUGCAAGGAAUGUGGGAAAGCAUUUGAUAAUCCUACAUCCUUUCAAAAACAUGAAGGGAGUCACAGAAAAGGGAAGCCUUAUGAAUGUAAGGAAUGUGGGAAGGUAUUCAGUUUUUCUCAUUCCCUUCAUGGACAUGAAAGGACACACGCUGGCGAAAAGCCCUAUGAAUAAACAAUGUGGGAAAGGAUUUUUCAUAUCUUCCAUGGAGCUUUGAAUGCAUAAAAAGACACACUACAGAGAAACGCUAAAUGUAAGGAGUGUAUAAAAGCAUUUAGUAAUUUCUCUUCCUUGCUUAUACAUGGAAGGAUGCACACUGGAGAGAAGCCAUAUGAAUGUAAGAAUUGUGGGAAAGCCUUCACAUCUGCCAAGAGCCUUCAAAAUCAUGGAAGGACACACACCGGAGAGAAACCAUGUGAAUGCAAGCAAUGUGGCAAAGCUUUCAUUUGUUCCAGUUCCUGUCAGAGACAUGAAGAGACACAUUCUGUUAAUAUGCAUUCAGUUAUCCCAAUUCCUUUGAAACACAGAAAAAGAGUAGGGAAAGGACCUCUGAGAUAAUUGAUUUCUGAGUUGAGAAGAGCUACUUGUGAAUGGACAAUUAAAUCUAGAUGUAUUUAGAUCUGAUACAGUUCAUCUAUAGCCAAUCUUUUUUUAAAAUUUUUUUAUCUUUUAGACGGAGUGUUGCUCUGUCACCCAGACUGGAGUGCAGUGGCACAAUCUUGGCUCACUGCAACCUCUGCCUCCUGGGUUUAAGCAAUUCUCCUGCCUCAGCCUCCCAAGUAGCUGGGAUUACAGGCAACCACCAUCACGUCCGGCUAAUUUUAGAGACAGAGUUUCACCAUGUUGGCCAGGCUGGUCUCAAACUCCUGACCUCAAGUGGUCCACCCACCUCGGCCUCCAAAGUGCUGGGAUUACAGGCGUGAGCCACUGCGCCCUGCCACCUAUAGCCAAUCUUAAUGAGAUUUCAUAGGCACAGACAAGGAAGGUAUCAGUCACAUAUUAAAGGCACCACACAGGGAGAGCAGUGUGUGGCCACCUGCUUCAGCCCAUUUUUUCUGAUUCUCUUGCUUGCAAAUUAAUAGUAGUCUCCAAAUCACUUGAUUUUCUUUUUCUCAGAGUUGUAGUUCUCCAGAGAUGUUGCCAGAUGAUUCACAUUAAAGGUAAAUUUCCAGUUGGCUUUUUUAUUUCAGAUAUUAGUAAAUGAUUACCAGAGAACUAAUUCAAAUUGUCAUGGUUGGAAAUACUCUGAUGCUGAACUCCCUAAUCUAUAGAGUGAGUUAAGGUCUAUACUCUUUUGCAAUUAUUGUUCUAGUGGCAGUGACCCUGUUCAUGAUUCAGCCUGACAUUUACUAUGCUGCCCUGAAAACCAACUAGAUGGGAGCUUGUUUCUCUCCUGCAUUGUGUAGUGAGUGGUGUCACCCAGGACUUUCAUGUGAGAAAAAACACCUUGCUCUUAAUC
Messenger RNA from Nomascus leucogenys (northern white-cheeked gibbon), 3768 nucleotides. It is a transcript of the gene ZNF788P, whose product is annotated as zinc finger family member 788, pseudogene. Gene Ontology annotation, biological process: regulation of transcription by RNA polymerase II. Bases 342 to 2483 code for a protein of 713 amino acids. Gene Ontology annotation, molecular function: RNA polymerase II transcription regulatory region sequence-specific DNA binding; DNA-binding transcription factor activity, RNA polymerase II-specific. The record is from RefSeq and is a predicted model, not a curated record. Lineage: Eukaryota; Metazoa; Chordata; Mammalia; Primates; Hylobatidae. The transcript has 4 exons. Gene Ontology annotation, cellular component: nucleus.